Messenger RNA from Melospiza melodia melodia, 1181 nucleotides. It is a transcript of the gene FDPS, whose product is annotated as farnesyl diphosphate synthase. The transcript has 9 exons. The record is from RefSeq and is a predicted model, not a curated record. Gene Ontology annotation, biological process: trans, trans-farnesyl diphosphate biosynthetic process. Gene Ontology annotation, molecular function: dimethylallyltranstransferase activity; (2E,6E)-farnesyl diphosphate synthase activity. Lineage: Eukaryota; Metazoa; Chordata; Aves; Passeriformes; Passerellidae. The coding region runs from base 56 to 1117 and encodes 353 amino acids. Gene Ontology annotation, cellular component: cytoplasm.
CGGCAGCGGCGGGACCGCGAACCGGCAGCGUGAACCGGCAGCGUGAACCGGCACCAUGAGCGGCGGCGAUAGCGGGGCGCGGGCAGCGGCCGAGCGCGAGGAGUUCGCCGCCUUCUUCCCGCAGAUCGUCCGCGACCUGACGGAGGACAUGCUGGGACACCCGGAGGUGGGAGACUCCGUGGCGCGGCUGAAGCAGGUGCUGGAGUACAACGCGCCGGGCGGGAAGUGCAACCGGGGGCUCACGGUGGUGGCCGCGUACCGGCGGCUGGCGGGGCCCGAGCGGCAGGACCCGGAGAGCAUCCGGCGUGCCCUGGCCGUGGGCUGGUGCAUCGAGCUGUUCCAAGCCUUUUUCCUGGUGGCCGACGACAUCAUGGACUCGUCCCUGACCCGCCGGGGACAGCUCUGCUGGUACAAGAAGGAGGGGAUCGGGCUGGAUGCCAUCAAUGAUGCUUUUCUGCUGGAGUCCUCGGUGUACAGGCUGCUGAGGAGGUACUGUGGGCAGCAGCCCUUCUACCUGCACCUGCUGGAGCUCUUCCUGCAGACAGGCUACCAGACCGAGCUGGGGCAGACCCUGGACCUCAUCACUGCUCCAGUCUCCCAGGUGGACCUGAGCAGGUUCAGCGAGCAGAGGUACAAGGCCAUUGUCAAGUACAAGACAGCGUUUUACUCCUUCUACCUGCCCGUGGCUGCAGCCAUGUACAUGGCGGGCAUUGACGGCAAGGAGGAGCACGAGGACGCCAAAGCCAUCCUGCUGGAGAUGGGGGAGUUCUUCCAGAUCCAGGACGAUUUCCUGGACUGCUACGGGGACCCGGCCCUGACGGGCAAGGUUGGCACCGACAUCCAGGACAACAAGUGCAGCUGGCUGGUGGUGCAGUGUCUGCAGAGGGCAACGCCGGAGCAGAGGCAGAUCCUGGAGGAAAAUUACGGCUCUAAGGAGCCCCAGAAGGUGGCCAAGGUGAAGGAGCUCUACGAUGCCCUGGGCAUGCAGGCGGCGUUCCGCGAGUACGAGGAGAGCAGCUACGCGCGGCUGCAGGCGCUGAUCGGGAGCCACGCCCGGCGCCUGCCCCGCCAAAUCUUCCUGGACCUGGCACAGAAGAUUUACAAGCGGCAGAAGUGAUGGAGGAGCCAGGCAGGGAGGGGGCUGGAGCUGCUCCCUGCCCUGGGAGGGGCCGGGGGUGGGC